AUGGGAAAGAAUAACCAGCAGAGUGUUACUCCUGAUAACAAGCCUGGCGCGAUCCCCGCGUUUAUCGACCGCCCUGCCCCCAAUGAGGUUUCGAACCCGAGUGCCUUGCCGGACCUUAUCGCUCCCAUCUGGCCGGUCGACAGCGCCCUCGAUAUCAGCAUCUAUGUGACACCUUCGUUCAAUGUCCCCUCGUUCAAAUCCCCCAACAGCGUGCUAGUCAUGCAGGAGAAGAACUUCACGAUGGGUAACUACAGCGAUACCCGUGAAAUCGACACCACGAUCAAGGUUCCCAAGGCGGUUCAGCAGAAUGGAACUCUCUGGGCGCACUUUUUUGUUGCGCGCACUGGAUUCCAGUUGGAUCCUGCUGCCAAGGAUUACACGACUGACGACGCUGUUCACUUCAUUCGCCCGCUUAACCAGUAUCUGCCCAAGAAGAAGACCAAGAAGCUCAAGAAUCUCCUAUCCGCCGCCGAGGGAGAGGAAUCCGCCGAGGAAGAUAACGCCCCGAAGGUCACAACUGCUUCAUACUACCACCCCAACUUCACCGUUUCUCUGAUCCCUGACGCCGGCACUCAGCGUCUUGGUCAGCUUGCAGCCCCGACUCGCCAAUAUGUGCAACUGGAGCGCAGUGGAGCCCGCGAUGCCUCCGGACAGAAUGGGUGGUACUAUCCAAUUCUGUUCCUCAACACUUUCUGGCAGCUCAAGACCCACAUGAUUAUUCUGAACUCUACCGUCGAGGAAGUGCCGUUGCAUAUCACUUUGGACAACAUGGCUCACUGGAAAUUCAACCUCGUGACUAGCAUCGACGAAGGUUCCAAGCAGAGCGCCCGUCAGGCUGCGUACGGUGGCCCCGUCCCUGGUGGCGGUGAUGGAACAGAAUGGGAAAUGGUCAAGGAGAUCCUCCUCGAUACCAACAUCUGGCUCCUCGGUACGACUGGCUUCGUCACUAUCCUGCACAUGAUCUUCGAGACUCUUGCCUUCAAGAACGAUAUUUCUCACUGGCGCAAGAAGAAGGAUUCUGUUGGUACCUCGGUCCGUACAAUUCUGGCAAACGUUUUCAUGCAAGCCGUUAUCUUCCUCUACCUCAUGGACAACAGCGAGAAUACUUCUUGGAUGAUUCUUGCCAGUCAAGGCUUUGGAAUUAUGCUCGAGGCCUGGAAGAUCACCAAAACGGUGGACGUUCGCCUGCGGCCCCCACCUGCUAACUCCUGGUUUUCAUUCCUUCCCUAUGUCAUCGUCUUUGAGGACAAGCACAAGCUUUCCGAGACUGAGCAGAAGACCAAGGACUACGACGAGAUUGCGUUCCGUUACCUGUAUAUCGUGGCAGUGCCCCUGCUCCUCGCCUACGCUACGUACAGUUUGAUGUACAACACCCACAAAUCGUGGUACUCGUACAUCAUCGAGACUCUCGUCGGCAGUGUGUACGCUUACGGAUUCUUGAUGAUGGUUCCCAGUUUGUACAUCAACUACCGUCUCAAGUCUGUUGCCCACAUGCCCGGCAAGGCGAUGGCAUACAAGUUCUUGAACACCUUCAUUGAUGAUCUGUUCGCCUUCACUGUCAAGAUGCCAUGGCUGCACCGUCUGGCCACGCUCCGUGACGACGUGAUCUUCUUCAUCUGGCUGUACCAGGGCUGGAAGUACAAGACCGACUUCAAGCGUGUCAAUGAGUUCGGCCAGGGAGGUGACAGCGAUGAGGAGGAGGAGAAAGAGGCCGAGUCCACCCCCGCCGCCGAUUCCCAGAAGAAGGCGAUCAAGGAGGAAGCGAAGGAGGAGGUGGCUACCCAGUCCUCUUCCAAGACCAACAACUCCAAGCCCUCGACCCGCAAGAGAAAGUGA
Molecule: messenger RNA, 1836 nt
Organism: Penicillium waksmanii
Lineage: Eukaryota; Fungi; Ascomycota; Eurotiomycetes; Eurotiales; Aspergillaceae
Product: CLPTM1 family protein
Exons: 3
Coding region: 1-1836 (611 amino acids)
Cellular component (GO): membrane; endomembrane system
Source: RefSeq, a predicted model, not a curated record